Messenger RNA from Xyrichtys novacula (pearly razorfish), 5250 nucleotides. Lineage: Eukaryota; Metazoa; Chordata; Actinopteri; Labriformes; Labridae. The record is from the annotation of a GenBank genome assembly.
AUGAACGCCGGCAUACGUGAGAGGCUUCUCGUCUACUUCAGACGAAUGUAUUACCUGGGUGAGCACAUUCAUGCUUGCAUAGAAAUGAAGUGUGUGUGCAGAGCGUCAAAACUCAUUAGCUGAGUCCACCCAGGAGCCUUAUGGCGCAACAGUUUAGUAUAUUCAAGGCAAGUUUAUCUGAAUUCCCUCAACUUGCUACAUGGCAUAAUUUUUUAAUCUCACCAUUCAAUCGGUUCAGCGGCUCCGGUUGAUUCCCCGCUGAUGCUCAGUGAUGGUGGUCUUGAAUAAUUAAACAAUUCUGACAGCCUUGUGGGGGUCUGUUUCCAUGACAACCCCUUUCCUGGUGUCCCUUGAGUAAUGUAAAUCUCCUGUCUGCUUAAUGUCACAGUAGCGACAGAAAAGUGACACAUAGAGAGACACACGGGUUAGGGUCAGGUGGACAUUUUUGAAGACAAUUUCUUCUAUGCUCAGUCAACUUAAUACCAUUGAAUGAGGCUAUAUAUACUUUUAGUUUGUUCUGCAUCAUGACUUUUAUAGCAACGCCAGCUGUAUAAAGUUACAACAAUCCUUUCCACUCGUACUGAUGAGUCACAGCAGAGCUCAGAGGGAUCACAGAGGAAAUAUUUGAAUGGUUUUGGUAAUCUUUUCAGACUGUUUGUUGUCACAUCUUUUGCUCCUGAGUGAUACUCCAACCACAGCGGCACACAUACACACUGUCUCCUCACGCACAACAUCACAGAGACAGGUUACAGUCCAUUACCCUUCAUCAUCAAAUGCUUCAUCAGUCCCCCAACCCAUCAGACAGUGAAUUAACCUUAUCCACCAACAGAUAAAGAAGUAUGUGUACGGCGUUUACCGCCUGGUCCCAGUCAGAGCUUUUACAAGAAAAUAUGUCCUGACUUUGCACACAGCAUGAUACCGGCUAAUCAUGUCCCCAGAAAUGCAAUAAAGAAAGGAUUAUGAUGCAGUUUUUUAUUGUCAAAAGUGCUUAUUCUGUGUUUUAAUCAUUCACUCUAUUAACAUGUGGCUGCGUGUUGUGUUUGGGGACUUGAAGGGGCUGUGAGAUGUUGAAAUGCUUAAACCCAGCAUGGGAUUUUUGAAGGCAAACUUCCAGGUCUCAACUGAUUUUCGUGGUAUAUUUCAUGAGUCAGUGGAUUCGGAGAAAAUUAAAUUCCCCCCUUGUGUGUAACAUUAACAGAUGCUUUAAUUUGGUUGUAAUGUAAUGUUUAUUUUGUCGAGUUGUAAAGAGAGCCUGUUGGAAGAAAGCUGUUAGGAAUCGAACGUGAUACUUCAAACAGAAUGAGUUUCGUGUAAGAGAUAAGGAAGCGCUGAAGUUUUUUUGUGGCUUGUGUUUAUGAGUUUGAAUAAAAUCUUUACUUAUGAGGCGACCAAAUGUUCAUGGCAAUCUGAGGACAUUAGUGUUUGGCAAUCACGAUGAUGAUUACCGCCGUGAAAACGAGGACAAUGAUGGCAGCAAAUGCGCCUGAUGCUGCCAACCGCAAUCUCUAAACUAAACUAAUUCUAGCUGUGAAACCAAUUGCCUGUUGAGACAAAUCAAGUUGAGACAUGUAGUGUGCUCAGUAAACCGAGAUAAUCAUUAUUCCCUGGAGGGAACAGCGGAGGGUUUGUGUGUGCUGUGACUGACCAAACACAAAUGCUUACUGCUCUCAGCUGUCACCGAUGCAUUUGAUGCUGCAACUGAGCUAAAGCCAACUUUUGUCACCGCCAAGGGGCCUGCGCUCAAUCGUAGACAAAUCACAGGCUAAAGACUGGGAGAGCGUCUCAGAGGAUUCACCCUGUUGGCCUGAAGACAGUGAAAAGACAUACAGUUAGCAACCAGAAACCUACUCACACUGAGGACCUUUUGAACCGACUGGCUCAAUAUGUAUGUGUCCAUUAAUGACGUGACUGCCUGGUCUUUGAAUUUCAGACAGAGAGAGAGCGAGAGAGCUGUUCCAGCGGCCACCCCAACAAACAUCACUACACUGUAUGAUUGAAUAUGGAUUUUCUGUCUCUGAUAAGCAAAAGUCCUUUUAUAUUUUCUGCUUUUUAGUUUUGAUUGAGAGUCUUUACCGUCCCUGCCCUGCAAUCAUAUACAGUAGGCAACCCUGAACAAUAAAAACAUCUUUCAAAACUAUAUUGCUACAAAAUCAGUCAGUGGCUGAAUGUUACAUCAACCAACUCGCAAGACAGAAUACAGAAUGAUACAUGAUAAAUAUGGUGCAAUACAACAGGAUACAACAUGAUAUGGUAAAAUAUAACAUGAUACAAGAUCAUAAAAUACAAUAUUUUAUGGUACAAUGUUCAAUAUGAUACAGUAAGACAUAAUACAACACGACCAUAGACUGUAUCCAGAAUAGACAGCAUCUGCCUCCCCGAGAAGAGCACCCUCUGGUGACGGGCUGCAGUAUAGGUCAUAAAUCCUGCCUCCUCCAGCAAUCCCUAUGGAGUUGUGGACAAACUUAAGAAAUUUAUUAUACAGAACAUAAUUUUUUCUCCCCCCUGCUUGCGAUGUUGACAUGUAGUUACUGUAAGACUGGUUUGUGCUCAAGUCCUCUUUUUUCUGUACAGCUCUGUUUUUGAAAGUUAUUAGGGGGUUCAUGUUUUCUGUGAUUGACACUUGAUACAGCCUAUUGGCGUACGAAGAUUGCGUAGCUCACCUGGGGGAUACGCUGUAUGAGCCGAGAGUCAUCACAGCGAUUCUCUGUGACUCUCCUGUCGAAUGCGCACAAUGCUACUGCGCAAUGUUUGUUUCAGUAAGUGGGGAAAAAAUGCAGAAUUACAGAAAGCUUUUUGGUUCAAAUCCGUAUACUGGCGGAAGGCGGAGCUAAGUUGUCCGUAGUAUGUACAGUAUAUGAACAUGAUACCAUGUGUUACAAUACAGUUGAUAUGGUAUGAUACAAUAUGAUACGGUACAAUAUGAUACAAUAUCAUCACAUCUGCUGUUUACCUACAAGUUCCCUUUUGUUACCUGCCUCAUGUUUUAUGUCUUGUGCUUCCUGUUUAUUGUGGAAUUCGCCCUUGUCUCUUGUUUCCGGUCUCUUUACAUCUUGCCCUCGUGUUUCUCCUCUUACUUGAUUUCCCUACUUGCUCCAUCUAUGUCCCAUACACCCCCACCCCUCAUAUAUAUUUAAACUUUGUUUUCCAUCUCUGUGUCAAUGUUUCAGCUAACCCCUGUGUUUUUAGUAAGUAUUUUGACAAGUUUUUGGUAGUUAGACUGCCUUCUGCAUGCCGUUUAGGAAACCUCUGCCUGCUUUGGCUGCUCUACUGCAUACCGGAUAAGUGCGUUUUUGGAACUUUGAUUCUGCCUGUCAAGCAGUAGCUCAGGAGAUAGAGCGGGCAUCCAAUAACUGGAAGGUUGGUGGUUCGAUUUCCCCCUAUCCUGAGUCAGUCCCUUGUGUCCUCGGUGUAUGAUUGUGAGUGUUGUGUGGUCGGAGAGGCUGUAGGCAUGAACUGGCAGCCACAUUUCCGUCAGUUUGCCCCAGGCUAGCUGUGACUGCUAAGGUAGAUUACCACCACCAGGUUGUGACUGUGUGAGCGAAUGAAUUAUGUAUCCAAUGUAAAGCACUUUGAGGAUCUCUGAUAAAGCACUAUAUGAAAUCUGAUGCAUUAUUAUUAUUAUUAUUGAAUCCUACAUUCGAGUCCUUUACUGAUUCAGUCUGACAGAUAUGAUUCCAAAUGUCACAACACAAUACAACACGAUUUUAUUCCUGGUGUUAGUUACACCUCUGUAUGACCCAGGACUUGUUUCUGUAAAACAAACACAGAUCAUGUGUACACAUCAUGUUUCCGAUCCUGCUCGGAUUCUUCCCUUUUCUCUGUUGCAGUUCCUGUCUCUUAGCAGUGUAAGUAGGUGGCCAUUAUCUGCACACCUAACAAUUACAAGAAGAUGAAAGUGGCUUUUGUCCCUGCUGGCAGUUUAGUGACAUUGUUUUUAAUUGGAGUAAAAAGCCCGCUGUAGCUGUCACCUCAUGUGGAACGGUCAGUGCUCAGUUUUAAAAGUUAAGGUCAAAAAAAUGUUAAAGAGUCAUUUUAUGGUUUUUCACUUUGCUCUCCACAUCAAUCUUCAUCCUCCUCCUCAACCUCCUCCUCUUCCCGCAGCUCCUUUUUACACAAUUAUUCUCUCUUUUUAUUUGUGCUUUACCUCGGGCAUGUGUAAUGAUGAGUUUGUUGAAGUAAACGCCCACUCACAGUUACUCACAGUCAAGUAAUUGAUUACUAAUUGCUAAGCUGUUGUGUGGACCUAUUGUGUAAGGUGCUGCGCCUCUCCAAAUUACUUAUCUGGUUUUCUUCGCUCUUUUCUUGGACCUGUCUCUCCUCACUAAUUUCAAGCUUGAUUAUUAUUAAGAAUUUAAAGCUUAAGGGGGGAUUUUAUAUGUUUUUGGUGUGUGUGUGUUUGUGCAGCAGGUGGGCGCAGUCGCAUGAUGGAGUGGUGUGGAAAUGAACGAGGCCCUGAUCAGCACCGGUUUGUACCUGAUGUGACAGACCACAAACAGAUGAGCCGUUUUACGAUCUUACUGCUGCAUAAGAACCGACAGGCCAUGACGGGUAAAAGGAAAGAAUGAGGAGAAAGAUGGAUGGAUGACAAACCGAUGCAUGAAGAAAAGAAGAAAAAGGUGGGGGAAAUGAGAGAAAUAGAUUUUUUUUUUUUAAGUGAAAGCAGGAAGAAAAUUGAUCUGCAUUACAUCAUGCUCAUGUUUCCAGACAACAGAGAGGCAUCUAAGGGCCCUAAAACAAACAGCUGCUUUACAGGGGCCCCUCACGAGGUGACUCCUCCUCUCUGUUGCUGUGGCAUCCGAGCGAUCUGUUCAUUUAUUCAUAGCAGAGCGCUGAUCUAAAUUAGCACUCGUUAGCCUCCCACUGUUUACUUUUCUGUAUUUGCUGUCAUUAACCCUCCUCCCUCCAAACUCUGCGGCCCCAGUGUGCGUGUGUGUGUGGUCAAAUAUGAGUAUAUGAUGGGGUGGGGGAGGUUGAGGGAUUUGGGGUGGGCAUCAUUACAGCCUCACCUAGCAACCUGCCCCCAGUGAGAUGCUCAAAGGGUCCGGAUCACGAAGGGGGGGCACGCACACUGAGCCUCCCGCCCUGCAGCCCCUCUGAGAAACUGUGACUCAGGUGCUUUUGUUGAUGACGUUUCAGCUGCCAGAUGCUCAUCAGGGCCCCGGCAGCAGACGGAUCUGCAGGAACAAGUCCUCCUCAACACCCUGGUUGUCACUCAGCUUUGGACAGCAGCUGAAACACAAGGCCUCAUGA